Rubroshorea leprosula is the source of this 587-nucleotide messenger RNA. The record is from the annotation of a GenBank genome assembly. NCBI's taxonomy places the organism in Eukaryota, Viridiplantae, Streptophyta, Magnoliopsida, Malvales, Dipterocarpaceae.
CGACCAAUCUAUAUGUACUACAUGAAACGGCCAUUAAUGGACUCCGAGCUCUGUCUAGCUUGUAUCUGGAUUCUAACUCUUGGUUCAAUUAUGCAGCUCUUUGAAAAGUUUCUGAUACAGGUUGAUGUGGAGAGACGACUUGCAGUUCCCACAGGCACCUUCCGGGACCAUUUUGAGCUUCCAAGAGACAGACAUUAUGUGGAUUUGUUGGUGAAGGACUCAACUGGAAAAGUCUGGACUUUCCGCUGCUCCAGUAGGCAGACAGGCAAUCAUCCUAAGCCAGUUUUCUCGGCAGGAUGGCUUGACUUUGUGCGAAUCAAAGGUCUUCAAAUCAAUGAUCAAGUUGUUUUCCAUAAGCGGAGGGACGAUGCAAGUGAAGCUGAAUUCAAAAUUGAAGUAAAGAGACGCAUCAGCAGUCUCAUGGGUAAAGAUAUCUGGGUGGAUGUGGAGCAAGUAGGCUACUAUCGUAGUGGUAAUUAGCUUUCAUGGAUCUUGUUCUUGUUCUCAAUUUCCCUUUUCUGCUUUCAGGUCACAUGUAUACCCGCACUUUGUGAUUAUAAUAUUGCUAAUAAUAGUAAGUACUUGGG